AUGGUGACACUAAUGCUUGCAUUGUUGUGUGUGUAUACAGAUUGUCCAUUGGAUUUUACUUCAUCGAAUUUCACUCUAGUAGCUUCAGUGUGCUCCAACAUAACCAACCGAGGCAAAUGCUGCCGCUACAUGAACGCUCUUGUUGCGUUUUCCGUGGCACGUUACGCAAACUUGUCAACAAACCUUGGAGUCUCAUCAGAUUUAUCCCAAACCUGCAUUGCUUCCAUCUCUAGAUCCAUGGAGCUCCACGGAGUCUCGAGAAACGCGACUAGCUUCUGCGGUUUGGGAACCAAGAUCCUUGUUAAGUACAACUGCGAAGGCCGAACCACUGUUACACAGAUGCACCAGUCUCCCAAAUUCGGACACGUUACAAGAAACUGCAGGCUCCCGCUUUCUCCCGCAAACCAAUGCAGGAAGUGUCUGAACUCUGGUAUCACUUACCUUCGUGAUCUCGUGGGCGCAGAGACUAAAAACAUCACUCUAAGCACUUGUCGUGAUGCCACUUAUGCUGCAUUAGCAAGCCGAAUCGACUAUACAUCGGCUCUUGAACUCCUUAGUUGUUUCUUUCAAGUGACUGAACUUAGCAUCCCUUCAGAAUCAUUUCCACCAUUGGCAAGUCCAGAACAUUCUCCAAGCACGGCUGGCGUUAUAAGCCCAAGCAGCAUUGAUUCUCUGUUGACUCCAGGUCAAAACAACAAUCCGUAUCACUUAACAUUGGUUCCAACCAUUGGGAUUGUUGUUACAGCUCUUGCUCUUACGAUGCUCGUUGUUCUUGUCAUUCUCAUCCGUAAAAAGAACCGGGAACUCGAUGAAUCCGAGAGUUUGGAUAGAAAAUCAACGAAAACACUUCCUUCUCCUCGACCUGUGUUCAAGAUUCAUGAAGAUGAUUCUUCACCUUUCCAGAAAUUCAGCUUCAAGGAAAUGAGAAAUGCAACGAAUGAUUUCAACACUGUGAUUGGUCACGGAGGCUUUGGAACUGUUUACAGAGCUGAGUUCAGCGAUGGACUGGUCGCAGCUGUAAAGAGAAUGAACAAAGUCACUGUACAAUCUCAGAAAGAUUUCUGCAGAGAGGUAGAGCUUUUAGCUAAGCUCCAUCACCGUAACCUCGUCUCUUUGAAAGGCUUUUGCAUCCAAAAGAAAGAAAGGUUACUCAUCUAUGACUAUAUGGGAAAUGGCAGUUUAAAAGAUCAUCUACAUUCUAUAGAAAAGCCUCCACUUAGUUGGGGAACAAGAAUGAAAAUCGCCAUUGAUGUAGCGAAUGCUUUGGAAUAUCUUCAUUUCUACUGUGAUCCACCUCUCUGCCACAGAGACAUUAAAUCAAGCAAUAUACUACUAGACGAGAACUUCGUCGCUAAACUUUCAGAUUUUGGCCUUGCACAUUCGUCUAGAGAUGGCUCUGUUUCUUUUGAGCCUGUGAAUACCGAUAUCCAUGGAACUCCAGGUUACGUAGAUCCAGAGUAUGUAGUAACGCAAGAGCUGACGGAGAAGAGUGAUGUGUACAGCUAUGGAGUUAUGUUGCUGGAGCUCAUAACCGGGAAGAGAGCGGUUGAUGAAGGUAGGAACCUUGUGGAAACGUCUCAGCGGUUGUUGGUGACGAAAUCAAGACACGUGGAUUUGGUAGACGCGAGAAUCAAAGACUCCAUUGAUGAUGAUGAUGGAGAGAAGCAGCUUGAAGCUGCAGUGACGGUUGUGAGACUGUGUACUGAGAAAGAAGGCCGGUCUAGGCCAUCGAUUAAGCAAGUCUUGAGACUGUUGUGUGAGAGCUGUGAUACGUUGCAUAGCGGAUUUGCUAGAGCCGUCGAGGAAGAGAUAGGGCAAGAUUCUAGGAAGAGAACCGUUUUGAGAUUUCAAAAGAGCAAUAACCGGAUCUUUGGUUCAUCGUCUAGUACAAAUUCCAGGUCGUUUUGCAGCCGGAGUUUACCUCACUCUCCAUCUCCCAAGUCCCAAAGCCAAAGCCAAAGCCAAAGUCUUCCCUUUUUGUCGGUUGUUAUAUUACAUUACCAGGCCUUUCUUGCUAUUAUGUCCCCUUCUUACCAAGGACCAGUAAGGGUCCUUCUCAAGCAUUGCCUUUUCGCCAGCCAUGGCGGCUGCUUAGACGAUUCUUUUGGCUGUAAAUUCAAGAAGCAGUAUCAGUGA
Thlaspi arvense is the source of this 2136-nucleotide messenger RNA. NCBI's taxonomy places the organism in Eukaryota, Viridiplantae, Streptophyta, Magnoliopsida, Brassicales, Brassicaceae. The record is from the annotation of a GenBank genome assembly.